Molecule: messenger RNA, 1155 nt
Organism: Anthostomella pinea
Lineage: Eukaryota; Fungi; Ascomycota; Sordariomycetes; Xylariales; Xylariaceae
Source: the annotation of a GenBank genome assembly
AUGAAGGGACCACGCUCAGUGCCGACGGCGCCUCUCUUGCGCUCUCUCACAUCACGACCAUGCCCUCGGUACGCACCCAACGGUGUAAAGGCUAUGCGCCCGACACCAUCGCAGUACCGAACUUUUCUGCGCCCGGAGCGACCGACGCAUCGAGCAGUCGAGGGCCUGAAUCUCAAUCGCAUGAAACACGAGUCCUACGACUACCACAUCCGACGACGCAAUUUCCUCCUAUGUGGCGCCAUCUCCGGUAUCAUUGCCAUCUGCUACACAUCCUACCUGAUCUCGGUCCAGCUUCGCAAACCGAAGAAGUUCGACUCCGGUCUCCCCGACAAGCUCGACCCGUUCAACACCGAGGCCGGCUCGAAGCGCAAGACCGUCGUCCACGAUGCCCAGGGCCGCGAAGUCGUACCGACGGGGAACAGCACCGUUCCCACCUUUCCACGUACCCUAGAUCUCGCCAUCGGCGCCGAUGAGGGUCAGGAGAAGGUCAGUGGUGUCGAGUACACGCUCGUCGGCUUGGGCGUGCGAACCGUGAGCUUCCUCGGUAUCCAAGUCUACAUGGUCGGCUACUACAUCGCUACACCCGACAUUGCGGCGAUACAGUCGCGACUCAACAAAGAAAUCAACCCGGUCGCGACCACAUUGGUGCCAAGUGAGAAGGACGAACUGCGCAAGGCGCUUCUGGACCCCGAGAGAGGCGAGAAGCUCUGGAACAGCAUCCUGCAAGAGACAAAACCUCGCUCAGUCUUCAGGAUCGUGCCUGUCAGGAAUACCGACUUCCCUCACCUUAGAGAUGGACUGGUGCGCGCCAUCACGGCCAGGUCACAAGGCAACAAUGCGAAGUACGGUGACGAGGGGUUCGGUAUGGCCAUGAAGGAAUUCAAGGCCAUGUUCACAAAGGGCAGUUUACCCACGCAUAGUGAAAUGCUCAUGUGCCGGGAUGCGGCUGGAGCUCUGACUAUCACGUAUGACGAUGGCAAAUCGGGCAUGGCCACGGUUGGACGAGUGGAGGAGGAGAGACUAUCCCGGCUGCUCUGGCUCAACUACCUCGCUGGCAGCAAGGUGGCAUCUGAGCAAGCACGCAAAAACAUCGUCGAGGGACUCAUGGAGUUUGUCGAAAGACCCGUUGGCACAGUGGCUACGCAGGUUAUAUGA